This is a messenger RNA of Papaver somniferum (opium poppy), 351 nucleotides long. RefSeq lists its product as uncharacterized. Lineage: Eukaryota; Viridiplantae; Streptophyta; Magnoliopsida; Ranunculales; Papaveraceae. The coding region runs from base 1 to 351 and encodes 116 amino acids. The transcript has a single exon. The record is from RefSeq and is a predicted model, not a curated record.
AUGGCGACUUCUGCAAUUUCAUUCCGUCCAGUAAUCAAAGCUUCUUCAUCAGGCAACGGAAAACAUGAUUUGAGCAAACAAAGGACUCAAGCUUCUCCACCUUCAUCAGCUAAUUGGUGGACACCAAUUUUUGGUUGGAAACAAGAAACUGAUUAUAUUGAGAAUUCAUCAUCAUCAAAACCUUCUGGUUCUGGAUCUGCUAAUAAAUUCAUGCCUGGUUGUUUUACUGAGGAGAAAGCUAAACAGCUUCGUAUCAAAGCAAUGGAAUCUGCUAAUUUUCAUGAUAUUAUGUAUCAUUCUGCUAUUGCUUCUCGUCUUGCUUCUGAUGUUCCCAUCCGUAAUGAUCUCUAG